GCGGAGCUCCGGGCCGCGACGGCGGCCGCGGGCGGCGCCCUCGCGCCGCUCGCCGUGGCGCGGGCGACGUACGCGGGCGGCUGCCUCGUGCUCGAGGCGCCGCGGACCGCGACUGAAAAGGUGGACGGGGACCCCUUCGAUAGUGUUCGGUCGCAGCUUGUCGUGCGGCCAGUCGUGUUCGGAGGCUACGCGCUCGUGCUGAACAAGUUCCCGGCCUUUGCGGACCACGCGCUCCUGAUCACGGCGGCGGCCGUGCCCCAGGCGCGGCGCCUGGACCGCGACGACCUCGACGCGCUGCACCGGUGCGCGUCGGCGGCGAGGGGCCUCGGCUUCUACAACUCGGACGCGACAGCGGGCGCGUCGCAGCCGCCUGUGUGGAAAUCAACCAAUGCGUCGGGUCCGCUCGAUGGCGUGGAGGUCGACGCCAAGAUUCAAUGCGCUGGGAAAUUUUGAUUUCCACACAGGCAGCCGCACCGACACUUCCAAAUUGUGCCCGGCGAGAGUUUCGUCGGCGAGGGCUGGAGCGCGGCGCUGCCGCCGAUUUCCCGAGACAUCGAGGCGUUGCCGCGCGACCCGUGGCGCUGGUCGGGCCCUGCGUGGAAAUCAACCAGUGCGUCGGGUGCACCCGACAAUUCUUCACUAAGUCAUCUCUCGGCGAUGAUGCGGUCGUCCUGGCUCGGUCGAGCAGCGAGGAACCGGCAUCACCACGCCAUCGAGCAGGUCUGGCGUCGAUGGCGUGGAGGACGACGCGAACGCGCCGUACAAUUUUGAUUUCCACACAGGUCGGGCCGCGUGCCCUUCCAACCCGUCGCGCAAACGCUGCCGCGGCUCGCGGGCGUCGCGCACGGCGUCGUGCUCCUGCCGCCUAGGGCUACGUUCCGCGUCGACUUCUCGACAGACGGCGCCUUCGCCGACGCGCUGCUGCGGGCCUACGCGCUGCUGCUCCACGACCUCGAUUUGCUGAACGGCGAGUCGCACAACCUGCUCGUCGGCCGCGGCUGGCUGCUCGUCGUCGCGCGGCGCGCACGCGAAGCAAACGGCGUCGACGUGAACGCCCUGGGCUUCGCGGGGUGCCUCCUCGCGCGCGACGCGGCGACGUUCGAGGCGCUGCUGGCGCCGGGCGCGUGCGGCGAGGUGCUCCGGGGCGUCGCUGUUCCAGCCUCGGACAUCGCGGUGCCGGCCUCGGACUAGUUGUGUAGUUGUGUUUUUGUCUUAUCACAUACACCCCCGCCGUCGCUGACGACACCGCGCAGACGAACCU
Molecule: messenger RNA, 1261 nt
Organism: Pelagomonas calceolata
Lineage: Eukaryota; Pelagophyceae; Pelagomonadales; Pelagomonadaceae
Source: the annotation of a GenBank genome assembly